GACGGGGGUAGUGGGGGGGGCGUGGCCUUUCCUCCACUAACAUGGCCGCUGCAGCUGUGCGGCUGCUGUUAGUGGCCGGUUUGGGGGUAACUCCGUUGGUAGGUGAGGGCGGCGGGCAGGCCCAGGUGCUGGGGGUGCGUUUGGAGGAUGGAAGUGGAGUUUCUUUCAGCGGAGGUAUAAUCAGUGCUCGCCCAGGUUCCGUGUUCCUCCUCCGCCUGUGUGGCUUGGGGCUCAGCAAUGAUACCUGGCCCUGGCUCUCCAUUGGGUCCCCUGGGGGCCAAGGCUGCACUUCUACCCCAGAUGCACCCUUGCAGCUGCUCCCAGAGUUCCUGGUCUGCGGCGAGCGCUCGUGCCUGGUCGCCGUCCACGUUAGGGACGGGGUCACGGAUCAGAAAGGCCUCCUGUACCCCCUGUGCGUUCGCCAUGGAAACGAUUGGGUCCUUUAUUCAGUGGGGGACACACUUUUCUCGGUUUCGGGGAAUGGUGAGAAGUCGUCCCUGACUGGGGUAGAACAACGGGCGUGUGACCGCUUUGUGGCCAAUGGACAGGACAAGGUUGGAUCCACCGAUGAAUAUUUGGCCACCUGGCUGGUGGCUUUUCUGAUUGUCCUGUGCGUGCUGCUCUCCGGCCUUCUCCGUGGCCUGCAGUUGAGCACGCUGGCCCUGGAACCGCCAGAACUUAGUAUCCUCAGAGACUGGGGCUCCCCCUCCGAAAGAUUGGGCGCAACUCGGCUGGACUACCUAAGGACUCGCUGGGGCGGUUAUACGCUCAUUUCCCUGUUGACCCUGUGCUGUAUCGCCAACGCCGCUGUGGCCGUCUUGCUGUAUCAGGUCAUUGGCUCAAUCGCUGGUGCCAUCUUUUCCGCGGCCGGGCUGCUCCUGUUGGCCGGGGAAGCUCUACCAGCUGCCAUCUGCUCCCGCUGGGGUCCGUGGCUGGCCUCCAAGUGCCUUUGGCUCACUCACUUUUUCCUGCUCCUUCCUGGGAUCGUCUCGUUCCCUCUGUCCUGGCUCCUGGAGAAGAUGACCGGCCAAGACCCGAGCCGCUGCUACAUGAGGCUGCGCAUCCUAGAGAUGGCCAGGUGCGGGGACCCCUACAGCGAGCUGGUGAGGGACGAAUUCAGCAAAGGGGCCUUAAGGAACCGGACGGUGGAAGAUAUCCUAACGCCUGUCAAAGACUGCUUCAUGCUAGCCAAUGAUGCCCACCUGGAUUUCAGCACCAUGUCCAGCAUCAUGGAGAGCUGCUACACUCGCAUACCCGUCUAUGAGAACGAGCGCUCCAACAUUGUGGAUAUUCUCUAUCUGAAAGACUUGGCCUAUGUGGAUCCAGAUGACUGCACCCCUCUGAGCACCAUUACCCGCUUCUACAGUCACCCUGUCCACUUUGUGUUUAGCGACACCAAGUUGGACGCUGUGCUGGAGGAGUUUAAAAAGGGUAAAUCUCACAUGGCUAUGGUCCAGAAAGUGAACAAUGAAGGAGAAGGCGAUCCAUUCUACGAGGUGAUGGGGCUGGUCACGUUGGAGGAUGUUAUUGAGGAGAUUAUAAAAUCGGAGAUAUUGGAUGAAUCCGAGGAUUACAAACAAGCAGUAAAGAAGAAGCAUCCCAAAGUGCAUCCAAUUCCAAUACCACGUGGAGGAGAAGACCUGUCAUUUUUCAAGGGUGGUGACGUGGAACAGAAAGUCAAGAUAUCACCGCAGCUGUUGCUGGCCACUCAGCGCUUCUUAUCUCAGGAAGUGGAUCUUUUCAGUGCCUCUCGGAUGUCGGAGAAAGCCCUCUUGCACUUGCUCAAACUCCCAGGAGUCACACAGGAGGUUAAAUUUGAUGACAGUGAACGGCUCGCCCCUGAACACUAUCUGUACCUGCGCAGCCAACCUGUGGACUAUUUCGUACUUAUUCUACAGGGCAAAGUCCAGGUAGAGAUUGGGAAGGAAGGUCUAAAGUUUGAGAACGGGGCAUUUACCUAUUAUGGAGUCGCUGCCUUGGGUCCUUGCCUUUUAAGUUCUAACUCUCCACCCAGUGCCCAUGAGCACAGCGAGUCUCCAGACUCUGGCUUCUACUGUCCAGACUACUCUGUGAGAGCGUUGUCUGAUCUACAGAUAGUCAAGGUCUCUCGGCUGCAAUAUCUGAAUGCUCUGCGGACCUCACAUUCACACACCAGUGCCCAGUCUCCAGACAGUAUAGAGUUGAAGAUAUUUCCAAGCAGCCAGACACAGCUAUUGAAUGACAGGAAUGCUGGAUCAGCAUUUUUAAUCAACACUGCUGUUAUGGGCACAAUAGAGAGUGUCAGCUAAUAGCUGGCCGUGCUGGUAAAUACAGAGAACUGAUGAUGGAAGGGAGACAGAGCGCUGGAAUACAGAUGAGAGCUGAGUGAUCAUCACUACCCCUUACCUCACCAAGAACCUGGGAUCAGAGACUCGGAAGUAGCACUGAAAAAAUGUCUCAAACAGUCCCUUACUGGUGGUGCCAUUUCUUUUUUUCAGUGCAAAGUGACAUUUCAAGUGAACAUACAUUGGAUAAAAGUGAAGUUCCCUUGCCGGUCACAGGAACAUCACCACUUGCAGUGUGAACAUUUCUUGCCAUUACCCGGCAUUUCCGUCCAGAGGAAGUUGUACAGAAAGGCAAAGUGUUAGCGGAAGCCGCACUGCUGAUGGGAGGA
Molecule: messenger RNA, 2653 nt
Organism: Nanorana parkeri
Lineage: Eukaryota; Metazoa; Chordata; Amphibia; Anura; Dicroglossidae
Gene: CNNM3
Product: cyclin and CBS domain divalent metal cation transport mediator 3
Exons: 9
Coding region: 42-2288 (748 amino acids)
Biological process (GO): transport; magnesium ion homeostasis
Cellular component (GO): plasma membrane
Molecular function (GO): transmembrane transporter activity
Source: RefSeq, a predicted model, not a curated record